Molecule: messenger RNA, 2500 nt
Organism: Nicrophorus vespilloides
Lineage: Eukaryota; Metazoa; Arthropoda; Insecta; Coleoptera; Silphidae
Exons: 2
Coding region: 314-2413 (699 amino acids)
Source: RefSeq, a predicted model, not a curated record
AUUCGAUGACUACGCCACCACAGUGGCCCAACCAACAAUAUUUUCAAGAUAGUGCGUGUAAGAAGUGAGUUGUAACGAUAUUUUUUAAUGCAGUUGAAUAUAAAUUAAAUUGUUAAUGCUUCUAUUCCAAUUAAUAUCAAUUCAUCUUUAUAAAAUUAUUUAAAAAAUCUUACGUGAGGUGACGCCGUUGGUACAAUUCAGCUUCCAAAAAGAACCGUUUUCUCUAAAUAACCUGUCAAUCUAUUUAUAAAAUACUUGAUAGUGUUAUUUUUCAUCAAAUUAUAAACAACUUGGACGUUAAAUAUAUUCCAUAAUGCAUAUCUGCAAUGUUAAAGGAUGUAAAAGUGAAUCUAGAAAAUUAAAAAUAAAAUAUAGAUCAUUUCCAAAAGACAUUAAUAUGUUAAAGAAAUGGAUUGCUGCUACUGGAAAUGAGUUACUUCACAAAGUAGAAGUGGGGAAAUUUGGAAAAUAUAAGAUUUGCAAUUUGCAUUUCUCUGACCAAUAUAAGUUAAGACCAACUUUUCAAAGUACUGAUGUACCUGUACCAACAGAAAGUAUACCAGUAGAAGUAAAAGAUAUUGAUAGGAUUGCUGAAGGUAUAAACUUGGUUUCAUCAAGUGAAGUGAUAAAAAAAAAAGAUAAAAAAUAUGUAUGUCCAAAAUUUGUUGUUGCAAAACAAUAUGUACAAAUUGAUGGAGAAAAUGUAAAGUUAAUACCUAGAAAUAAAAAAACACCAGUUAAACCUAAAUCAUGUGAAAAUAAGAAAUUAAACAUUAAAGUUGAAAAUCUUAGGAAUAGCCUAUUGGUAAAUGGUACUAAAAAUGGGGAAGAGAAAAAAGCAUCAAUAUUUGUAAAUGAUGGAUGUAAAUUGCAUAAGAAUUCCAAAUUUAUUAGAAUAAAGGCAUCAAAGAAAGAAGCUUUAGAAAAAAGUGGCAAGUAUAAAAUAAUACGAGAACUUAAACCAAUAAAAAAAAUCCAACUUCAAGAACAUGUGGAUCCAAAAAUUAAAUAUCUGUUAAACAAUGGGAAUGAUCUGAAUAUUGCUGAUACUCUGCCAGAUUUAAACUGUAAAAAUGAGUGUCAAUCAAUUUUGCAACCUAAAAUAGUAGCAAUAGAGUUAUUAAAGCUAACAAAUGAUUUAGUGUCAUCCAAAAUUGCAGUUAAUGAAAAUGGACUUUCAGAUUUGAAUUCUAAAUUAACAAAAAAAGACGUAAUUAAAAUAGAACAAGAACAAUUUGAGAAAAUGGAAAAUGUUCCUCCAAUAUCAACUUCAGAAAUGAUUGGCCAAGAUGAUUUGAAUCUACAAUUGAACUUAAAUAAAUCAAUAUUAACAAAUAAGUCACCAGAUGUAAGUCUUGUAACAGAGAAUUUAGGAAAAUAUGAUCCAAUGUUGGACAUUCACACAGUUACUUCAAAUGAAAUCAUUACAGAAAGUUCAGGCGGUAUUAAAAUAUCACAACCUGAAAACCACAACGUUAAUUCAGUUUCGAAUCCCAUAAAAUUUAUAAAAAUAAAAGCAUCGGAUAUAUCGAAGAUAGAAAAUAGUGGAAAAUAUAAAAUACUACGAACAUUAGCAUCUCCGAUGCAGGUUACAAGAAAGAAAAAGAAAAUGCAUGUGAACAAAAUGGGAACGAUUGUAAAUCCACGUUUCAAACUUGCAAAAAAUAAAAUAUUAAAAAAAGAUUCAUGCAAUCCUCAUACAUCAAAAGAAAAAGAUGCAACAACUAAAUUAUCUACAUAUUCUACAAUAGGAAAUAGUUCUGAAGAAAGUGAUAUGAAAAUAACAGAUAUUUCAAGCCAGAUUUGUCCUUCCAAAUGUAUGAACUUAGAUUUGCUAAAAGAGAAGGACAAUUCAACAAACACAAAGUCAGUAAACAUGUUCAAAAGCAUUGAAACACAGCAAAUACCAGCAUCUACUAUAAUCCACAAUAGUUAUAGAACAAAGGGUGUGAUACAAGUAGAUUCUGAAACUAAAAUGAAAAUGGAAAUAGCAAAUUUAAAAGCAAGAAUAAUGAAUAUGGAAAAUGAAAAGAAAGCGAAAAUUAAAGAGAUGACAGGUGUGAAACGAAAAUUAAGACAUAUGGAGAAAAAAGUAAUUUCUUUAAAAAACAAGGCUGAGUCAUUUAAAGAAUUUGAAAGCUUUCAUUUACUAAGUGGUCAAGUCCAGUCCUUCAUAAGAAGUCAGCUUAACAAUACACAUAGGGAGAAAUUUGGAAGACUAUACACUAAACUAGAUAAAAUGCUAGCUUGUUCUAUAUUAAAUUGCAGUAAACCAUGCUACAAUUUGUUAUCAAAAAUAUUUAUUAUGCCUUCUGUUACGAAACAGCUAAAGACUUUUAUUGAAGACAAUGUUAGAUCAGGGCAAAAUAUAACAACAAUAAAUGAUGGAGAGUUGAUCUAUAAUAUUAGUUAGGAUAUGUCUUAUUUUUUUUUUAUUAUUUGUACAAGCAAAGUGCUUGUACUUUAGAAUGAAAUAUUGUUUAUUAAUGCAUUUAUAUUA